GUUAGGUGUCUGCAUGCUGUUGGCGCGUGUCCCGGUGAAAGCAGCUCUAAUGAACGGCGGCUGUUAGAAACGCGAAUUGUUAUGAACAGACACUGCUUAGCUGAUUAGCUUAGCCGCAAACACGGCCUGUGUGGUGGUUUGAAGCAAACUUGCUACUGAGCAUGUGACUUGCUGGUGCGUUUUAUAGGUGGUUAACUUUCAGUAAACACAUCGGACAUUCUAGACACUAGUGGUGUAUUUACUUAAAAACCUGUCAGCUUUGCAGGCUGUAGUCGGAGUUUGCUUGCUAGCUCUCUAACACUCGGCUAGUCAGGCCUACUGUAGCGUGCUAGUUCGGAUUUAGGUUUUUUUCCUACCUGCAUUCCGAUUAGUCCAAAUUCCUAUCCUAGGAUUGGCUGAUGAUAUCCCGUCUCUUGGAUUAUGAUUGGCUGGUGUUUCGUCCUCAUACAGUCCAGUCUGCGGCUUGUUUACGGUCGUGAACUUCUAGCCAAUCCCAGCGCAGGAGGCGGGACUUGCCGGAAUAACGGUGGACAUAUGUAAUGCUUAUAAAUACAUUAGUUUGUGAUGAUUCUAGUAUAGGAGUUUGUUGUAGUUUUUCUAUUUCCUGUGACUUUAAAGAGUCUUCUUUACUUAUUUUUAUGAUUUUUCUUAGAUUUAUGGCGGCAGGUCACACUUUACAGGCGGUCAGAGGAAGGAAAGCUAGAUAGCGUUACUGUAAACAGCCUGCAUUCAGGCUGAUCAAUGAGCAGCAGCAGUGUCAGGUGACUCUUUAUUAACUACACAGUGUCACAGAUAUUUUUUCAGAACAAAAAAUGGCACUGCUCCAUCAUUUUAAAACAUUUAUCUAAGAAUGAUCAUUAUCCAUCCAUCUUCAGUAAAGACUUUAUCCUGCUCAGAUUCAUGGUGAAACUGGAGCCUAUCUGCAAACACUUCUGUGAUGGAUAGAUCCGAGGCGUCCCAUCCAGAGUGUAUCCACAGCAAAAAAGCAGUCUUAACAGUGGAAGCAUUCAUGGAUGUAGUUGGCACAUUUAACCAUUUGAUUCCCAGUGAUCAGUUGGAAGACUCCCUGCUCCUUGGCCAGAACCUGGAAUGUGAAGCAAGUGAUGAGUUUGCAUCGAGCCACAGCCUGCCAGGAGAUUCGCUCAAGAACAUGCUCAGUGACAAGGAUCCUAUGUUUGGAUCUGCCAGCGCACAGUUUCAUCUCUUGGAAAAUGAUGAUGCUAACUUUCAGCUCUCCAGCUCAUUAGACAAUGACAUGAGUGCUUCAGGCUUCAGCCAGACUUGUGCUGAUGGGGACGAGACUCCGGCCAAGUUUCUCCGAGGCAGGAGGAAAGGUGCCACUCAGCUACAGAGGAAGCAAACCGCCUUUUCAUCUAGAGGUCGAGGUAGAGGUGGACAGACAAGGCGCCCCGGUCCAUUUAGAGGAGUUUCCACUGAAGCGCUUUGCCAAAAAUCUGGCCGGACAUCUGGAGUAAAGGAUGACGAAGAACCAGGAUCAAGUAGCAUCUCAACUGAGGAGAUGCGCAUGGAGAAACGGGAAGACUUGCUGAGACGUCGGUUUAACGUCCAUGAAGUUGACCCAUCGAUGAAUCCUGUGGUCGUGUUGAGGCGUUUAACAGUGACAGUAGGGGGCUACAAAAUUGAACUGUUGCCUGGACCUUCUCACACUUCUGGAUCAUUUAAUACAGGCACUCUUCAGUCUCUGAGCUUCCAGGACGAUUCCCUGACCACUGAAAGCAAUGGGUUCGACCUGGGACAGGCCCAGGCUUUUGAUGUGCAUUCAGCCCCAGACGUUGUUAAAGAGCUUAAUGUCAUUGAGCGUGGAGCUAAUGAAAUGCCAAUGGAUUUAGGGCCAUAUGUAAAUCCGAAUGAAGUGCAACACACCAACGGUGCGAAAGAAGUAACCACGGACACCAAAACGGUUGACCAAAACGAUGCUGAAAAGCUGAGUGAUGACAAAUCAGAAAAAAAAAAUGUCAAGACAGAUAAAAUUGCUGCUAAAAAGCUCAUGAAACCCAAGCAGCCACUGGGUAUAACCAAAAACAAGCACCUUAGCAGAGCAGGCAUCCUGCAGAAGGGAUCGAAGCUUCACAAACCACAAGAUAAAAAGGUGCAAAAAGCUACAGCAGAAAAUCAACAACACAUCAAAAGCAAGCCAAAUAGCAUAGGCCUAAAACGGCCAGCUCUGUCUCUCAAACCUAAACAAGCCUUGAAACCACAAAAGGAACAAGUCUGUGAUCCGGUGAAACAUAAUGUCAGCCCCUCUGUUCCAUGCUCUCCCACAAUAAAUAGAAAGGUGUCCUCUGAUUCCAGUCCUGGUACUAAAGCAGUUAUGAAUAAAUCUCCUUCUUCGGUAAAGAAACCACAAAAUCCAUCACCAGCAGGGAUCAAACAAAGUCAAUCAGUGAAGGAUGGCCCAACAGAGGAAGAACAGGAGAAAAUGAAAAUCAAGAAACCAGAAAAGAUCCUGCAGAGACAGAGAAGCAGAAGCAGCAGAAGCAUUUCUAUAGAUGAACCUGAGCUAUUCAUCCCUGAUAAUGCUCCUGUUGUGAAGAAGGGGCCUGCAGAGGGGGAACCUACACCUGCUUCUGAAAAUGAGACAGCGUGGGAUUCAAGCAAACAAUGUGGACUAUGUAAUAAACCACACAGCAAUAGAUUUAUGGUAGGCUGUGGGCGCUGUGAUGACUGGUUCCAUGGCGACUGUGUUGGACUGGACCUGGCUAAAGUACAACAAAUGGAAAAGGAUGACCAGGAGUUUGUCUGUCUUAAAUGCUGUGCCGAUGAAGUUGGGAAAGGCAACACUGAGAAUACAGACAACAAUUCAGCACCAGAUCAGAAACAGGGACCCGAAGCAUCAGUCACAGCUGGUGGAAUCCGGCCCUAUAGGAAGGACUCAGCAGAAAGACGAUCAUCAGGGGAUUCAGCAAUGAAAACUGGGUCAACUGCGAAGCAUGAGGUGAAGAAGGCUAAAAUUUCUCUUCCAAGCUUAAAGAAGCCAUCCACUGGACAAAUCAGGAGGAGUGUCCGAGACUCACUAGAGGAGAUUCUCCUGAAAAGGCUGAAGGAAUCAGACUUGAAGAUUUCAAAAGAGAAGCCAGCUGAAUUGGCUAAAGGUACAGAAAAAGAGCUUUUUGCCCUCUUCCAAGGUGUCGACAGCAAGUACAAGAACAAAUACCGAAGCUUGAUGUUCAAUCUCAGAGACACAAAGAAUAAUGUGUUAUUCAAACGUGUUCUCAAAGGGGAGAUUCCUCCUAGAGGUUUGGUUCGUAUGAGUGCGGAAGAAUUAGCCUCCAAGGAACUGGCUGCAUGGCGACAACGGGAGAAUCGACAUACAAUUGAAAUGAUUGAGAAAGAACAGCGGGAAGCGGAGAGGCGACCAGUCACCAAAAUCACACACAAAGGGGAGAUUGAAAUUGAGAACCAAGAACCUGCAAAAGCCCCUGAGGCUUUGCCUGAUGCUGCCCCUAAAGUUAUUGAGGUUUCUGAGGAAAAAACUCCAGAAUCAAAGGCAGAAAGCCCCAAGAAGGCUAAAGAUACAACAAGCUUGCACAAGUCUCAUCUUUUUGAUCUUCACUGCAAGAUCUGCACAGGCCGAAUGGCUCCACCAGUGGAGGAGGCAACCACUAAGCCUGUCAAAGUGGCCACAACUGUCAUUAGAAGGCAGUCUACACUUACAGAAGGAGAGGGCCAUGAACCCACACCCACAUCUCCACCUAUUGCUCCAUCGGCCCUGGUGGAUGACUUGUCUCUGAGAGCGAUGGAAGAAGGCCUUCUUAACUUCCCUGCUUAUGAGUCAAGGUUAGAAAGUGCUAGCAGUAAAGAAGAUACAGUUGCAUUCCUUGCUGGUUUAGAAAUGUUAUGGAAUGGAUAUAUAGACAUGCCAUCUGUAGCUCGGUACCUCACAAAAGCUUACCCAGUCUCUGGAAUUUUGGACCACCUAUCUGAGGAUCUGCCAGACACAAUCCAGGUUGGUGGAAGGAUCUCUCCCCAAACAGUCUGGGACUAUGUGGAGAAAAUUCGUGCCUCUGGUACAAAGGAAAUAUGUGUAAUUCGCUUCACUCCAGACACAGAGGAAGAUGAGAUCUCGUACACCUUGCUGUAUGCCUAUUUCAGUAGUCGCAGACGAUACGGUGUUGUUGCCAACAACCGCAAACAAGUUAAAGACAUGUAUCUUAUUCCUCUUGGCUCCAGUGAAAAAAUCCCACAUCAGAUUGUUCCAUUUGAUGGCCCAGGGUUAGAGACUAACCGACCAAACCUUCUCUUGGGUCUAAUCAUUCGCCAGAGGCCCAAAAGGGACUUUGGGGUCCUCCUACCAAGCGAGGCUAGUGAACCUCAAAAUUUCUUGGUGGAGAACAAACCUCAGGUAGACCCCAUCCAGAAAGCUGUGGUGGCCCGAGAUGAGGAGAAGGACUUCAUAAGCAGUCUUGGACGGAUACAGAAAAAGGACAGUGCAAAUCUUAGCAAAUCUGCAGUGACUGAAUCUCGGUUAGACAUCGAAGAUGAGGAAAAUGUCUCGUUGCGUUUCCUCCCGGGCGUGCUAAAACAGCCCACGUCUGAGAAGGCUACACCGGUGGUUGAUGAAGUAAAGAACAUAACUAGUGGUGCAGUAAGUCAGACAUCUAGCUCUGAUAGUGACACCUCAGGACAUGUCACUCCUAAAACACCCACCACCCCCAGACUGGACCGUUUCAUUAUCAAAAAGAAAGAGCCGAAAUCUGUCGAGAUGAAACAAGAGCCAUCCAGCUCAAAUGCAGAGAUCACAAGUUCACAAGGAAAAGAAAAAGAAGGUGGACCACAGAGUGGAGUUGUAUUAUCUCUAAAGGAUAAACCAGGAGAUGUAUCAACAGAAACUUUCCUCUCUAGCCUUUCCACAGUUCAGCCUAGGACUGAACCUAACACCACUGAAACAAAAAGAGAUACCAUACCACCAAGCACACAGCCCAGUCAAGACAUAAACCUGUCUCCUGUAUCUGCUUCAGCUGCAUCUACAGAUAGCACUAAUGAUACCACUGAAGAUGUUUCCAAGCACAAAACUGUGGAAAUUCCAACUACGACUUUAAAACUAUCCACAGCUGGCAUUUUGAAAAAGACUGAUGUGUCAGAACCUGUUGAUGCGAAGCAGAAUAAAGACGUGCCACAACCAAAAGUCACCCAGACUACACCUUCAGAAGAGUCAUCAGUUACCCAGUCUGCACCUUCACAACCAUCAUCAACAACAGAGUCUGCACAGCCACCAUCAGAGUUUAAAAGUGUUGAAGAUAUCCAGACCAUCACCACUAUUUCUUUGUCUGGAAAAAAUGAUGGCCUCAAGCAGUCAAGACAACGUCUUCUAAGCCCCACUCCUUUUAAUACUGCAAGUCAUGGGCCUCCACCAGCUACUUUUCCUCCUUAUCACACCGCACCAGUUGACCAUGCUUACCACCCUGGAUCAGUGCCCACCUACCCACCCCAAUCUAACCCUGCACCAUUUAUACCCCUGCAUCAGCAGGCCCCUCCCCCGUUUAGCUACCCUCCACCUCCACCUCCACCUCCUCCAAUGAUGUUUCCCCAGAAUGAUCCUCAAAAUCAAAUGCAUGCCCCACCUUGGGCUCAGGCAGUGCCUCCUCCGGCUUGUUUUCCACAGGCUGUCCCAGACGCAGUGGCUGGGCCUCCACAGUCAUAUACAACUCCAAGAUUCCCUGAUUCCUCCAUGCUUAACCUGCCACCCUUGAACAAGAGUGAUCAGGGCUCCGAGCUGUGGGACAGGAAGUCCAGACCUUUGGCCGAUCCCUUCAAAAAGGAUGACCGAGACCACUAUGGGAGGUACAGGCACAAGAGCCAACACUAUGAGCGAGAGAGGCACAAGGCCAGGAGUCGGAGCCGAAGCCGAAGCCGAAGCAAGAGCAGGAGUCGCAGCAGGAGUCGAAGCCGGAGCAGGCACAGACACAAGAGCAAACACUCGCGAGAGGACAGGCACGGGGAGAGGAGGAAAGAGAGACAUCACAGCAGUCACCACAGGGACAGGGACAGGGACAAACAUAGACGGGACUCUGAUCAUGAAAAACAUCGGAGAGACUCAAGAGAUGGGCACUCAUGAUCUUCAUGCUCAACCUAGUUACACCCAUUCAACAUCACUGACCAGACAUGUUCUUUUUGUAUUUUACUGCAUAGUAAGAAGUUAUUUAUAACAUUUAAAAGCAGCUUUUUAUGAGUGUACUUUUACAUUUUUAGUUGUUCUUGGUUUGGAUUAAAUUUCUUUGUUUUAAAGUUUAAUUAACAUCAGAACCAGAAGUCUCAGUCAGAACCAGGUUUUCAUAUUAUUAAUUAAAAAUUAAUGCCAAGAAGAGAACGUUAUUUCCUCUGCAUUUUUACAAUAUCUUCAACAUUUUCUAUUUGCAUUGGAUGACAAUGUGUCUGUACAUUUUGGCUUAUCAAACAGUAGAGAUAACAUGCUCUCUGCACAUUGUGUUUAUGUACAGUUCAGAAAUUCUUUUUAUUGUUGAUUUAAAAAAAAUAAAACAAACUUUAUUAAAAAC
Messenger RNA from Pangasianodon hypophthalmus (striped catfish), 6515 nucleotides. It is a transcript of the gene phf3, whose product is annotated as PHD finger protein 3. Gene Ontology annotation, cellular component: nucleus. The transcript has 16 exons. The record is from RefSeq and is a predicted model, not a curated record. Gene Ontology annotation, biological process: DNA-templated transcription. The coding region runs from base 938 to 6076 and encodes 1712 amino acids. NCBI's taxonomy places the organism in Eukaryota, Metazoa, Chordata, Actinopteri, Siluriformes, Pangasiidae.